Molecule: messenger RNA, 2713 nt
Organism: Cajanus cajan (pigeon pea)
Lineage: Eukaryota; Viridiplantae; Streptophyta; Magnoliopsida; Fabales; Fabaceae
Molecular function (GO): DNA binding
Source: RefSeq, a predicted model, not a curated record
AUAAGGGAGGGGGAAGUGUGAAAAAAGGAGGACAAGAGUGGGUGCUUAUGGUGAAGAAGAUGGAGGCAGCGUUGAAGUCAGAGUCUCUUGCGUGCAUAGAUUCCACCACACUCUCACAUUCAGAGCUCCUCGCCCUCUCUCUCUCGUCUCUCAUUCCCUCCGCCUCCGCCUCCGCCCUCCCUCCCAAAGUCGACCCCGCCCUCUUCAACGAGAGCGCAGGCUCCCGCCGUCAGACCUACUCGCCGAGCGCCCGCCGCCGCCGCCUCUCGGGGCUCCUGCCGGCGCCCAGCCUCCCUCCCCUCCACCCGGAAAACGCCCAGAACAGGCUGAUCAUCGAGUACCUGAAAGAGCUGAUCCGAGAGGACCCGAAGUUCGAGCAAGUCCAGCUGGCCCCGCCCUCCGGUCCCCCUCCCCGGAUCAAGCGGAAGCGAGGGAGAAAGCCCAAACUCAAAGUCCACUUAGAUGACUGCUACCGUGGAGGAAUCGAUCUCUCCCAGUUGGCCCAAGCCCAAGACCCCUUCGCCCAGGAGCUCAAGAGACGCACCGACGGCUUGCGCAACGAAGAGGACCUCUUAGCCUUUCUCCGUGACUUGCCCGGCCAGUGGGGUAGCCGCAGGAAGAAGCGGAGGAUCGUCGACGCCGCUGAUUUCGGCCACGUCUUGCCCAUUCGCUGGAAGCUUCUUCUCGGCUUGAAGAGGAAGGAUGGUCGCGCCUGGAUCUAUUGCCGUAGAUACAUUAGCCCCGGUGGACAGCAUUUUGUGUCCUGCAAAGAGGUGUCUUCCUAUUUGCAGUCUCUUUUGGGUCACGGUGAUGCACACAUGCAGAUUACUCGUGGGAGUGAAAUUGUAGUGCCAGAACAGAGAGUGCCUGCUCAAAAUUCUGCAAGUGUUACCCAGGAGCUUCAAGAUCAGAUGCAGAUCGUUGCUGUUAACUCAGAUGUGUCUGGUUUGUCUGCUGCUAAUGAGCGAGUGAAGGAGGUUGCCUUGUUGGGGUUUGAAAAUCUUGCGGAUGUGCAGAUUCAUGACCUGUUUGAAUGUCGCAAGUGCAGCAUGAGCUUUGACGAGAAGGAUGCGUACUUGAAGCACCUGUUGUCUUUUCACCAGAGGACAACAAGGCGGUACCGGCUCGGUUCGUCUGUUGGAGAUGGAGUUAUAAUUAAGGAUGGGAAGUUUGAGUGCCAAUUCUGCCAUAAGGUGUUUCUGGAAAGGCGUCGCUACAACGGUCACGUGGGGAUCCAUGUUAGGAAUUAUGUGAGGAAAGUUGAGGAUUCGCCAGGUCAGGCAAAUGUCCAGAGGAUGGACAAGUCUCCAGUCAGGGAAUAUGUGCCUUUAAGGAUAUCUAAGAUGGAUGCCCUCAUUGAAAUUGCUCAAAACUCUAUUAUGGAGGAUACUGUCACGGAACCCCAUAGUUCUGCUAAACUGAAUAGGAUUUCUGCUUCAGAUGUUGCUGUUGAGUAUUUAGAUCAAGACGGAAACUCUGAAUCUCCUAUCAGUGAACUGCAAAUGGAAGAUAGCUUGACCGGAAAAAAUGUGGCUCGUGAUUUGGAUGAAAAAUUAGAAGAAAUUGAUGAUGAUAACCAUGUGAUUGAUGUAAAGAUGGUUACUUUUCUAGAUAACAUGGGUUUGUUAUCCGUAAAUAAGCAAGAUGUUAAUGCAUUUGAGACUUCUAUGGUAAAAGAUGAUGUGGCAUUGACUAUUGAGGAACUUGAUCAGUCUGAGAUUGAUUUGGAUGGUGCUUCUCAAAACCAGUUACACCCUAAAUCUGAACAUCACAUAGGACAAGAAUCUGAAAAGAGUGUAUGUACUAAUACUAAGAGUCAACUUAAACUUGAUGAAGACAUUAGUAAGAAGAGUGAGUUGGAAUUCAGUUUACUUGGCUUGAAGGAUGUACCUGUUACUGUUAGCACUAAUGUCCAAGAGAUGGUAAUGCCAGCUUCUCAAGAAAAUGUACCACAUUCUAGGGUUUUUAACCCCUCUGUAUCCACAGAACAAUCUUUGGAUUGUUUGCCUGCAUUCAGCAGCUCAGAUAAGGGAGGAAAACAAUUUUGCAGUGUUGCCCAUGAACACGAUAAUGUGAAGGGUUUCCAUGAAUUGAGGUUUGAUGAAAUAGAUACUGUUGAGUAUGAUUUUGCAAGGGUGCAAGAUUCUCCUCUGCCUGAUGUACCAAUUGAAUUGGCAAAUAACACAGUGAUGGGAGGGACACAUGCAUCCUCAGUUCAGCUUGAAUCACAAGAAGCUAUGCUAAAUAUUGGUGCCAGAAAUCAGCUUACAACUGUGUGCGUAUGGUGUGGAAUAGAAUUUAACCAUGAUGCUGUUAAUUCUGAAAUACAACCAGAUUCUGUUGGAUUCAUGUGUCCAACUUGUAAGGCAAAAAUCUCUGGUCAAGUCAAUGUGUUGGACUGUGGAUCGCCAAACGCCGACUGUCUGUAGAAAUGCUGAAUGAUCUUCGAAAGACAGUAGAAAGAGAUGAUCUAGAAGAGAAAAGCCAGCAUUUGGGGGUUGAUGGAAUACUCUUUCUUGAUUGUAUAGUUUGUAUUGCUCGAUUGUUGUAUUGUUGCACAUUGCCCCGUUUAUUCGUAUGAGAACGGAUAUUAUCAUGUAGUAUUAUUUUCAUCCGCAAGUCUUUUGUAACAGUGUAUGGUGAUAGUUACUAAACAGAUUGAAAUUAGAGUAACCCAUGAAUUUAGUCCCUAAAGUACCAUCUUUUUUCUAAA